GAAGGAAGAAAGAAAGAAAGAAAGAAAGUUGUUGUUGUUGUUGUUGUUAGUGCUGCUGCUGCUGCUGAUGUUGCUGUCGUUGUAGUUCGUAGUGGGCCGUUUUCACAACCCCCCCCCCCAAAAAAAAGGAGGGGAUCAAGAGAGAGAGAGAGAAAAAGGAGGAAUAGGCUGAACGCCCCCAGUGUUUACAAUCCAUCCGAAAUUUAGAUUUCGCUGAUACCUUCAGUCUGAGGCGAUGACUGUAUAGUAUAGCUUUACGAGCUCUUGCGAGGUAUGAGAAUCAGCCAAAACAUUAGUAUUGUAGAUCGACUGCUACCAUAAAAAUUAUCAAAAUGAGGGAUGUUUCGGUGUAUUUAGCUGAACAGAAAAGACAAGCUAAUGCAGACGUUGCAGCGACAUGGAAUGAAAUUGAAGAACUGUACAAUAAAAAAUUAUGGCAUCAGGUGACCCUCAAGCUCUUAGACUUUGUAAAGCAUGAACAGUUUGCACAAGGAGAUGGACUCUUAAAGUUGUACGAGAACUUCCUGUCAGACUUUGAGCAUAGGAUCAACCCUCUGUCAUUGGCUGAAAUCGGUGCUGUCAUUGUCAGACAAGUCCCAGAUUACAAUGAGGCAUUGACAUUUAUUGACAAGAUCUAUGAGAAAGUCAAAGCAACUGACCAGGCUGGCAUACUAUGUUUGACGGUCAGUGGUAUGAUGAAACUAAAGGUCAAUGACCUGGAAGGCACAAAGGUCAAGGUGGAAGAGGUUCAAAAGAUCUUGGACAAUUACGACGGAGUGACCACUGUCCAUGCUAGAUUCUAUGACCUGUCCAGUAAUUAUUACAAGGUGACCGGUAACCACGCACUCUACUAUCGGGACGCACUAAGGUAUCUUGGCUGCUUGGACAUCAAAGAUAUUGCGGAGGAAGAGAGGAGAGAGCGUGCUUUCAACCUAGGUCUUGCGGCUCUACUAGGAGAUGGCGUCUACAAUUUUGGUGAAUUGUUAGCACAUCCUGUUCUGGAAUCACUACGAACGACAGAGAAAUCCUGGUUGGUAGAUCUACUCUUUGCAUUCAACAGCGGCAAUCUAGACAAAUUUGAAUCCAUGGCACAAGUUUGGAAACAACAGCCUGACCUAGCAACGAGUGAGCUUCCAUUGCGGCAGAAAAUCUCCCUUUUAUGUCUGAUGGAGAUGACGUUCACAAGACCUGCUAACAACCGCAGCCUAACAUUCUCAGAGAUUGCACAAGCCGCUAAAUUACCAUUAAAUGAGGUUGAGAUCUUAGUGAUGAAGGCAUUAUCAUUGGGUCUGGUGAAAGGUUCUAUAGAUCAGGUAGAGAACAAGGUCCAUAUGACGUGGGUACAACCAAGAGUGCUGGAUGCAAAACAGAUUUCCACGAUGCAGACCCGACUUGGAGAAUGGUGCGAAUACAUCAAGACCACUCAAGUCAUGCUAGAAGAUCGAGCACAGGAUAUUCUGGACAGAAAUUGAUUCAUUCCCGUUCCUCGUCCUACUUGGGUAGACCCAGGGGCCUGUUGCAGAAAGAGUUGCGUUUAAACGCAAGUAAAAAUAUGAAGCGCAAGUCCCGAAUACGGGUGCUUCAUUGGCAGAAAAUCAAGUUGCGCAAGAUUUUUUUUGUUGCGUUUGAUCGCAACUCUCUCUGCAAUGGGCCACAGAUGUCUUAGACAAGUUACUAUCCUGUUCAUUUCCAAGAUUAUGGAGUCAACUGGUUUAAUGUGUUGCCCUCUGAAAAUGGUUGGUCCGUACAAUGCUUUUGGGACUCACGGAUCCUGGUAGUCAACAUGUUAACGCAUUGUCUUCUAGAAGUGGGUUUGUCCCUGUACAAAUAAUUGGGGAUUCUAUAGAACUCAGUAGCCAACAUACCCACUGCCUACUAGAACCAGAUGAUCCAUGGACAAAGUUUAUGGCAGUAACAGAACUUAAUAGUCAAUUGGUUAACCCAUUUCAUACUGGAACGGGGUGCUCACGGUACGAAAUCUCUGGAAACGACAGAGCUCCCAGAAGUCAAAAUGUUCACUUAACACGAGAGUCCAUUGAGGAUGUCGUCUAUAUCCCAAAAUUUCAUCCAGAAGUAUGCUAAAUAGAUUAAAAACCGACCAAAAUUUUAGUUGGACUGACACGAAGUUCAUAUUGUAUUCUCUUUUAGUCUCAUGCUGUUCUUGUGGCAGAAUAAAAACCACCUUGAAAAUGGUAUAAUCUCAAAUGUUUGUGAUGCUUUAAAAGCUACAUGUACUUUUAACUGGAUUUCCCAUAAACCAGUUUAGAAAACCAGUUUAGAAGAUCACUUCGCUAGCAUCUUCUUCACCAUCUCCCGAACUGAUUUCCAGGGGCUUGUUGCUAUGGGAACGCUCUCCGCAGAGUCGCGUGUUUCACACAAAAUUUGAAACCGCAGCUCAGGCAUUCUACGAACAGUGUGUACUGACGUGCCCAACAUGCACACACUCUCAUACUUGCGUGCAAAGAUUGCUUCCCGAAGAAAAGUUGUGUCCUCGCCUACAUUUAAAACGGUGUAACGAGGCAAAGCGGUCUUGAAAACCACAUCGCGAGGUGGGUUUCUAAGAUUGCUUUGGGCAUUCCCAUUAUAAGUUAAACUUGAAUCCACUAAAAUGGUUUCCAUUAAACUAUUUUAAGAAAUUAAAUAAGAACAGGGUUCAAUUUACAGUAAAAGAAAAACAAUGGUAUGAGAAUAGGUAAUGAAAAAUCAUAAUGAUAAAUUGUGGCACUCUCUUGUAUAUUGUUUAAUUUUGAUAUGUAUUUAGCAAAGUAAUUUUGUUUUAGUAAUAUUGUAUAUGUUUCAGUAAAACUGUUAAAAAGAAAA
This is a messenger RNA of Lytechinus pictus (painted urchin), 2820 nucleotides long. RefSeq names its product 26S proteasome non-ATPase regulatory subunit 13-like. Gene Ontology annotation, cellular component: cytosol; nucleus; proteasome regulatory particle, lid subcomplex. Gene Ontology annotation, molecular function: structural molecule activity. Bases 333 to 1472 code for a protein of 379 amino acids. The record is from RefSeq and is a predicted model, not a curated record. NCBI's taxonomy places the organism in Eukaryota, Metazoa, Echinodermata, Echinoidea, Temnopleuroida, Toxopneustidae. Gene Ontology annotation, biological process: ubiquitin-dependent protein catabolic process. The transcript is spliced from 10 exons.